Molecule: messenger RNA, 1470 nt
Organism: Dujonia railenensis
Lineage: Eukaryota; Fungi; Ascomycota; Pichiomycetes; Serinales; Debaryomycetaceae
Source: the annotation of a GenBank genome assembly
AUGGCUACGUUUUUGUUUGGAUUCACUUGGGCACUCACUGCCAUUGCCGUGGUGUUGAACGUGUUUAUUUAUUUUUACCCAGACUUCAAUGAGCAACCAUCUCACUGUAAGUGGUACGCAGCUGGCACUGGCGAUAGCCCAUCACUUCUCAACACAAUAGUCACAGAUUUAUCAUCUAAGAUCCUCAAUAACCCGCUCCUGACCCCGGCAGACCUAUUUCUGCCCUCUGUACUUCAUGAUAGUGGCGAUGUGAAGGAUAUCCGCAUGCUUACGUUUGGAGAUCCGCAGAUCAACGGGAACUGGCCACUGACUAAGUACAUCAAGAGGUUGGACAACUAUGGCAACGACUACUACCUUGGCCACAUCUACAGCGUGAUGAAGAAAAGGAUGCAACCAAGCCACGUUGCCGUGAUGGGAGACUUGUUUUCCUCGCAGUGGAUCUACGAUAGUGAGUUCUACAACAGAACCUAUAGAUAUGUUACCAGGUUGUUCCCAAGACCCGAGGCCUACAAGCAAGUGGCAUUGGACACUUUCAAUAAGCACGAAAACUACGACUGGGAAAACUGGAUGAAUGAGGAGAAUGCUAUGGAUCCAGAGAAGAGAUUUAGAUCGAGAGUGUACAGCGAUGUGUAUGACUGGACUAACUUAACUGCCAAGUACCCUUUACCCUCGGGCCCAGACGUGAGAGAGCCACUUUUCAUCAACUUGACGGGGAACCAUGACAUAGGAUACUCCGGUGAUGCCACUUGGCAGCACAUGGCCAGGUUUCACUUGUUAUUUGGCCAAAACAACUAUGUCAUAAACUAUAAUAAGGGUACUCCCUAUGAAUGGAGACUUGUGGUGUUGGAUUCCUUGACUUUGGAGGGUCCUGCAUUGCAAGAAGAAUUCGUCAAGUUCACUUGGUCAUUCCUUGAAAACUUGAAAGAAAAGGAAAACCCUGGUUUCAAGGGAUCCACUGUACUCCUCACUCAUAUCCCAUUUUAUAAACCAGAAGGUUUGUGUACCGACGGGCCACAACAUAUUUACUACGUGGACAACGAAAAGGAACCUUAUAAGAACGGAAAAUUGAGAUCGCAAAACCACUUGUCCUACGAUGUUAGCCAAAAGGUUUUGGAUAUAAUAUUCCCCAACCCAGACAAAGAGGGCAUAGUGUUGACAGGACAUGACCAUGAAGGGUGCGAUAACUACUACACGAAAGAUGGCGAAUCUAAGGAGUGGAAGGCUGUCUCUAAGGUAGAACUGAAGAAGGGUGUGGUUAGAGAGAUUGUGGUUAGAUCCAUGAUGGGUGACUUCAACGGGAAUACCGGGAUAAUGACGGGAGUGUUCAACAAGGAAUCAUCCAACUGGGAAUUCCACUUCACCUUGUGCCCAUUUGUGGUUCAACACUGGUGGUGGGUUACUAAGAUUGUAACUGGGUUAACCGUUGUUCUCCAAUCAUUGUGCUAUCUUAAGAGGAACAUAUCUAUAUAG